GCCAUUGCUAUGGACAUGGACCCCCUACAGCUGUUUCGGGACCAGUUUAAUCCGCACAGUGAAGCGGAAGUCAAAUGGCUGGAAGCAGUAUUUUAUUUCAUCAGAGAUCACGUAUGUCCUGUGCUCUCUGGCCCCACUUCCUCCUGUCGGACAGCCGAUCAGUGUGCAUCUCAACUGAGUGUGUCUGUGCUAAAGAGAAUACAAAAGAACAUGUCCUCCACACACACGUUACCUGUCAGCUACAGGCUGGUGUGUGUCUCUGAGCUUCUCUCUCACCAGCGCCUGGCCUGUGUCAGUAACCUGUCGUGGAGCACCAAUCAGCAGCAGAUGUUGGCCAGGGAGGUGGAGCUGUCUCUCCCAGGUCAACAGGCUCUUCCAAGGGCCAACCUGCUGCUGAUUGGCUGUCUGACACACAACGAAGAUGGCGAGUUGAGGCUAACAGAUGCCAGUGGGAGCAUCAGGUGUGAGGUUUUGUCGCCCUCACCUCUGUGGUUGGAUCGUCUUGUCUUCCUGCCCCACUGGCACUACAUCCCCCAAAGUGCUCCGAAGCAAGCGCAGGCAGAGGCUCAAGGCUACGUGGAGCUGAUUGGUUCUCCUGUUCUGUUGUGUCCUGGUCUUGUGCAUGGAUUGGUGACUGUCCCUGGCACAGAGGUGGGACCUAAAAUAGCAGUCAGUGUCACAGAGGCUGCAACCUUAAUACACAACAGGACCCGAGGACAGCGUUUUUCUGUUUACGGCCAGGUAGCUUUUGUCUGCCCCCUGCUGGUUGUAGCAGGAACUUCCUUCUUCUGCUUCACGCUGACAGACAACACACACACAAUACCUGUCCUGGUGAAGGACAGCAGCAGGCUGUGGUGGACACACUGUGUGUCUGUCGGUGUGUGUGUGUCUGUGACAGCACUGCGUGCAUGUGUCCUGCAAGCCUGGAAAGGAAACAUCCUGUGUGUGACUAAACACUCUGAAAUACACAAGAUACACAAUCAGCCGCACACAUACACUCGAGCAGAGGACACACCACAAGCCAUACACCCCCCACUGAUGACACACCUGGAAGAGGGACAACCUGAGACAUGCCUUGUCCAAUCAGCGGUCAGGAUCAAACAGUCCAGGGUCAUCAGUUACCAGGGCACAGUGACUGAGGUGGUGAGUGAGGGGGCGGGUCUGUACAUAAUGGACAGGAUGAUGGGUGUGUGUCUGGCCUAUCAGCCUACACUGAGGAGGAAGCUGCGAGUGGGAGAUACAGUGCAGCUCCAUCACGUUCACUUCCUGUACAGGCCCUGUCCAGAUUUUCCUCCCAGCAUGCUUUGCACUUGUCUGCGCUCCACUUUGACGGUGACAAACUUCAGCAGGGUGCUUGGCUCAGCCCCCGACCGCAGCUGCCCUGGUGAUGGUGUGUUGCCACGGCUACUGGUGGAGAGGAGCACUGCUGUUUCCCAGUACCUGUGGACGUGCCACUUGAGCGCCCAGCUGAGACGUAGUCUGUUUCCCAGCGCGGCUACGCAGUGUGUGUGUGUGUUGUCAUGGAAACUGAUGGCGAUUGUGCUGGGACAGGAGCAACGACAAAGACGGGACAUCUAUGCCGAGAUGCUGGACGAGCCUCAUUCUUGUGUGCUGAUGCAGUAUGCCACUGACUUGGCACAGCACCAGUAUGUCAGCCUAUCAGAUCUCUGCAAGUCUCUCCAGGAGGACUCUUGGGCUUCCUUGUCUCUCAGCUCUCUGCUGCCACCCACUGGAGGUGGACUGACAAGAGUCGAGUUGAACACGGCUCUAGCCUGGUCCAGCAGGACUUUGUCCUCUGAUUGCAGGAAUAAGCCUGGAAAGACGCUCAGACAGCGCCCCCUGCUGCUUGUUGGCGUGUUGGAGCUUCCGUCGCACACGUCGCACCACACGCUGCAGCUGAGAGACGGCACGGGGGUUGUUGCCUGCGUCAUCACAGAAACCACCCAGGAAGAAGGGGAGGGUCGAAGGGCAGUUUUCAAUACUGCAUGGAUAGGUUGUCUAGUGUGUGUCCAGCAGUUUACCAUGGUAACAGAACGAUUCCUUCAAUCAGAUUUUCCCUCCUACCAACACCUGGAUCAGGACAAGUUCAUCACACACAAACACUGCAGGGUUUACCUCCAGUUCUCUCAGGAUUGUCUCCACAUUCUGAGUCCAUCUGUAGCCAUGGAAACCCACCAGUGUCUGAAAGGGGUGGAGUCAGUAGAUGAGGAGGAGAAGGAGAAGGAAGUUGAAAUUGUGGUGGAUAGCAAGAGAAGAAGGGAUGAUGAGGGCCCAGAAGCCUCCCAGUCUUCUUCCUCCAGUACCACGACAACCACCUACCCCUGCAUCUCGGUGGUCCUCAGGCUGGAGCAGAAGACUGGCGUCACUUGGAUGAACACGGGGUCGGGGCGAGAGGAACAGGAGGCUGGGCUGAUCGCUUGCUUCUCUGCCAAAACCACUGUGGUUGGUCCAGUGGUGGUCUGGGGGCAGGACCCAAAGAACAGGCCAAUGAAAGACUUUGAGGCAGACAAGGAGAAACAGGUGACUGUGGUGUGUUCAGGUGCGUCAGCUCGCUGGUUUCCCAUCCUCCAGCCAGAAUGUUUCUACAGACUGGUGGUGCCCAACACACACGAUCGCGGCGUGUUGAUUGGCUGUGCUGUGACUGGGCAGAGCCACGACUUCAUUAUGAAGGUCCAAUCUGAUUGGAGGUUUCACACACUGACACGUCCACUCCUUGCGCACACCAACGAACAAAGUGUCUCGGCCACUGUGUCAUCCGUGUCUGAAGUACUGGACGACAGUUGCGCAGAUGUGGUGUGUUUUCAGGGUUUUGUCUCUGAGCGGAUCAAUCUGGAUGACAGGACGAGGGACACUGGACACACUGACAUAGGUGUGCGUCUCACAGUGUGUGACCAAAAUGGGAGGAGCAUUCAUGUCUACCUGAAGUUGAAGCACAACACCUACCCACCUGGCCUGUUGCCAGGCAACACACUGAUGCUCUCUGCUUUCCACAGGAGACUGUCCAGGACAGGAAGUGUUUACUGCACUAAUCUACCAGUCAGCUGUGUGACGGUCAUGCAUGUGCAAGACAAAAGUUCUGAGGGACGCCAAACUGUUCCCAUCAUGCACCUGGGCCUGUGGACUCGACACAGCUGCACCGUGGCCCGGAUCAAAGGUCACGUGGUGUGUUUCCUGUUCCUGCAGCUGCAGUGGAAGUGUUCGCAGUGUGGGAGUGUGUACAGACAGUCAGCUUGCAGUCAGUGUCGCUCGUCCUCAGCCAGCGUCUUUGACAGCACAGCCAAGUUGGUGAUUGACGACGGCACAGGCGAGGCUCACGUGCGCUUCUCUGGGGUGCAUGUUCGUCAGCUACUCGGAUUGGCUGAUUCUCAGUGGGAGGGGCUUCAAAGAGCACUCAGGCUCAGAGGUGACAUCACAGUGUACCCCCGUGGGCGGAGUCCGGCGUGUUACUCAGACGAUCAGUUGCUUCACUUCCUGUUGUUGUGCGUGCGCAGUGUUGACUUGUUGUCUCUGACCUGCAGCAGGCAACACGAGGCCAAAGCAGAAGAGGUGAAAAGGUUAAGUCGUAGCAAGAGAGACUUCUUGACCAGGAUGGCCCCGCCCCCAAAGCUCACAUGUCUGCACAUGCACAGCUCACAGACGACAGUUAAAUGUUAAAAGUUGUAUCGCCAUUUUCCCCCCACCUGAGUCUGUUGAACUGCGAUGUGGGCGCAGCCUGCCGGUUGAUGCCAAGCAAAUAUUGAUUUAUUCAGACUGAAAUACAAAACUACAACUAAUUGUCUCCAUGUAUUUGUUAUUACAAAUACCAAUUGCCCUCGUAUUUGUCAUUUUAAAAAGCUUUGAAAAUGUUAACUACUUUCAAAGUGCUCUACCUGGUCACUGGUGAUGUCACUAAUUCUCUGCACUGUGAUUGGUUGAGCUCGGCUGCUGCUGUCGCUUGUUCUGCUUUGUCCCGCCUAAGCUCAGUGCAGAAGUUGAAGACAAGGAAGAUGAAGGCAUCGCUGCUGCUCCUCUUGCUCUGUGGCGUCUCGGCAGACAAUCUCCAUGAGGACUUGCACACGUGGGGCUGUUCUGACACAGAUGGCGAAGACGUUUACGCUCUGGACGACGAGGUCGGUUGGUUUGCUGACUUCGCCAACAACAGAGGGGUGGAACCUCAGCCCGGCUUCAUUGAACACAUGACUUACA
This is a messenger RNA of Dunckerocampus dactyliophorus (ringed pipefish), 4185 nucleotides long. It is a transcript of the gene ctc1, whose product is annotated as CTS telomere maintenance complex component 1. Lineage: Eukaryota; Metazoa; Chordata; Actinopteri; Syngnathiformes; Syngnathidae. Gene Ontology annotation, cellular component: CST complex. The record is from RefSeq and is a predicted model, not a curated record. Gene Ontology annotation, biological process: positive regulation of DNA replication; telomere maintenance via telomere lengthening. Gene Ontology annotation, molecular function: telomeric repeat DNA binding; single-stranded DNA binding.